Penicillium maclennaniae is the source of this 558-nucleotide messenger RNA. RefSeq names its product mitochondrial 54S ribosomal protein bL31m. The transcript has a single exon. NCBI's taxonomy places the organism in Eukaryota, Fungi, Ascomycota, Eurotiomycetes, Eurotiales, Aspergillaceae. Gene Ontology annotation, biological process: mitochondrial translation. Bases 1 to 558 code for a protein of 185 amino acids. The record is from RefSeq and is a predicted model, not a curated record. Gene Ontology annotation, molecular function: structural constituent of ribosome. Gene Ontology annotation, cellular component: mitochondrial large ribosomal subunit.
AUGUCCAUGCACACCUCUCUCCGCCGCGCCGCGGCCACAUUACCAAACUCGACAACCACGAUCCUCCCCACCGGCCGGGUGUCAGCCUCUCAAACUAAUGCUACAACAUUUGUCUGCUCGCAAUGCCGCCAUGCCACUCUUCUUCGCCGCCCUAAGCGCCCCUAUACCUUCACCCAGCUCAUCACCCUCUCCGACGGCAGCGCCUUCCUCCACCGUACCACCUCUCCUGCCCCGAUCUACCGCUCCACGCGUGACACGCGCAACUCUCUGCUCUGGAACCCCUCCAGCAGCAAGCUGAUGAACGUCGAGGAUGACGAGGCUGGUCGAUUGGCUGCUUUCCGUGCACGAUUCGGCCGCAGCUUCGAUGCGAAUACCCCUGUUGCGGAUACCAGCUCGAGCUCUAAGGACCCCGCGGCCAAAAAGGCCGAGGAGGAGGCUGCUAAGGCCCAGGCUCAGGCGGAGCAGGAGGAAGAGGACAACCUUUUGGAUUUGAUUAGCGCCUUUGGACAGGAAGAGCCCCAGCCGACUGGCAAGAUUUUCGAUAAGAAGAAGAAAUAA